Molecule: messenger RNA, 1487 nt
Organism: Notechis scutatus (mainland tiger snake)
Lineage: Eukaryota; Metazoa; Chordata; Lepidosauria; Squamata; Elapidae
Gene: TSNAX
Product: translin associated factor X
Molecular function (GO): sequence-specific DNA binding
Source: RefSeq, a predicted model, not a curated record
AUGGGAGGGCGGACGAUUGAGGUCCUGAGAGGUGCGGAGACCGAAUUGGAGCGAGGGAAUUAAGCGCCGAGUCUCCGUUGAGCGCGCGACAGCCGUUGGGCGCGCGUGCCGGUUGCCGAGGUCGAGUCUGACAGACGCUCAGUUGCUGUCUCGGGAUCAAAGCGCGGACAAGAUGAGCAGCAAAGAAGGUGGCGGUGGCUUCAGAAAAAGGAAACAUGACAGUUUCCCACAUGGUCAUAGGAGGGAAGAGAAAGAUAGCAUCAAUUUUUCUUCAUCCAUAAUGACACCCUUCAAGAUGUUUCAGCAGGAACUUGAUACAAGACAUGAUAAAUAUGAAAGGCUUGUGAAACUUAGUCGUGACAUAACUAUUGAAAGUAAGAGGACCAUAUUCCUACUUCAUAGAAUUACCAGUGCUUCCAAUGUAGAAGAAAUACUAACAGAAUCUGAAGUCAAAUUAGAUCUUGUGAGACAGAAGAUAAAACAAGUGGCACAAGAAUUGAUGGGAGAGGAUAUGCAUCAGUACCAUAGAGCUAUUUCUCCAGGUCUUCAAGAGUAUGUGGAAGCUGUUUCAUUUCAGUAUUUUAUCAAAACCCGGUCAUUAAUUAGCUUAGAGGUCAUCAAUAAACAACUGAUAUUUACAGAAGAUAAUAAAGAAGAAGAAAAGAAGCCAUCUUUGGAUUCUCCUAAUAAGGAAAACAACACCUGGAACAUAAAAGUGACACCUGUGGAUUAUCUUCUGGGAGUGGCUGAUCUAACUGGAGAAUUGAUGCGGAUGUGUAUUAAUAGUGUUGGCAAUGGUGAUAUAGAUACUCCAUUUGAGCUGAGUCAGUUCCUGUGUCAGAUUUAUGAUGGCUUUUCUUACAUUGGUAACACUGGACCGUAUGAAGUUUCUAAAAAGCUCUAUACUUUGAAACAGAGCUUAGCUAAAGUGGAGAAUGCCUGUUAUACACUGAAAGUCAGGGGUUCUGAGAUACCAAAGCAUAUGCUAGCUGAUGUAUUCUCCAGUAAAACAGAAAUAAUUGACCAAGAGGAUGGGCUUUCUUAAGCAUACUGGGAACCUCACAACACACAAGAUCAAGAACUACAGGAUCAGAGCAAAGCUAAGUCCUGGAUUUGCUUAUCAGAAAUCUUAGCCAUAAUUCAUGGUUUAUGAAUAGCUGAAGUAGAAUAUGUUGUAUUCUAAAACUGUUAUUGUAUAAUGAUUUAACAUGUCCCCCCCAGCUUAUUGCCCAGUGAAAAUGUUGAUUUUAUACAGGGACCACUUCUUAUAUUCUCUACUUCAGUAUUGUGGGCAUACUGCAGGUUACUUUAAACCAGGUGCCAGUGAAGGACCAUUAUCCAUAAUAUACAUGUAAUAUGAUAACAAUUUGGUUCAUUGUUGCUCUUAUUUAAGUUGUUAAAAUCUUUGACGGUUCAGAAUGUUCUGGUGUUAAAAUUUACAUGUUGGUUUUUAAACAACUGAAGAGAAAUAAUUGAAUAGGAAAGAA